This is a messenger RNA of Drosophila rhopaloa, 4229 nucleotides long. RefSeq lists its product as uncharacterized. Lineage: Eukaryota; Metazoa; Arthropoda; Insecta; Diptera; Drosophilidae. Bases 295 to 3558 code for a protein of 1087 amino acids. The transcript is spliced from 6 exons. The record is from RefSeq and is a predicted model, not a curated record.
UUAAAGCCGGAAAGACGUUGUCGUCGUCGAAUCGUCUGUGUUUUGCUUUUAGUUUUACACCGCUUACGUCUGCCGGUUGCGUCGCUUGAGCUCAAAACUUAACCAGUUUCGAUUCGAAAUUCGCUUUCAGUUUCGUUUGCGAUACGCGAAGAUAAAGAAGCAACGGCGGCCACACAAAAGUUGCAGUGAGUAGCGACGUGCGAAGACAGUUCGGCUUGAGCUUAUGAAUCGCUGACGUGAGCAGCGGGAUUUCCACAUUUUCCCCCCAUCGUCACCACCCCACCAUCCCCCAAAAUGCAAUUGCUAUGGGAGCCGCGAAGUGUGCAAUGGAAAAUUGCAAUUCUAAUUAUCGCAUUAGUCCUCGACGUGUCGUGCAUAAGAAAUGGCAACGGUGAUGAAAAGCAGAUUUCGGUUAAGCUGAAAAACUUCUUUCCCUCGGAGGAGGUUUCAGGGGGUCAGAAUCCCACUGAAACCUCAGCACGAGUGACUUCCGGCGGAGGAUUCAGACCCUCCCAAAUGCUGGACUUUACGCCCUCUGAUGUGAUGCCGCAGGCUGGUUUCAAUCGCUAUCCCCCCAGCUAUUUGGAGCCGAACUACAAGCGUGAAGUGCCCAACUCAGUAGGUCAGCAGCAGACGGCACUGGACAAACAGUUCUCCUUUCCCGAGGGAUCGCACUCGGUCUUCCAGAGCACUCCGCUCCCCACAACGCCGGUGGUUAGCUACCUGGAUCCGUACACCCAGCAGAACUAUCGGUAUACACCCACACCGCCUUCCAUAAUUCAAUACCAACGGGAGCAGCCAGCUCAGGAUGAUCAGGUCUAUACCGUACAGUCAUCCCUCCUGGUGGGCAGUCACCAGCAGAACCAUCAGAACCAGCGUCCUGGCCACGUGGAGGAUGUGUAUCUAAAGCGACCCGGCUACGUCUUCGAUGAGAGCCCCGCCCCCUCGUAUCGAAGGCCCACAAGGCCGCCGCCUUCGCUGCCAGCCCCACCCACCACCGCCUCGCAGAAAAUAUCCUAUGAUAGCCAUGACUACCCACCGCCCAGCUAUGCGGCCGAGCAGACAUCCAAUUUUGUGCCCCAGCAGCCAAAGCAGCGACCACUGUACCAGCGCCAAGACAUCAAUGCGAAUCGAGGGGGAGGGGGAGGGGGUGGAGCAGGUGGAGUGGGUGGAGUAGGUGGACCACCACCUCCUGGCUCGUCUAAUUAUGCAAACAACUUUGAUAAUUAUUCGCAGCGGCCGAAUACACAGCAGACUCAGAUCCAGAACCCAAGCCAGGUACAGCCGCAGUUUGGAAACUAUCAGUAUCAAUACAACCCCCAGAAUGGAGUAGCAGGAGGUCCAGCAGGAGGCAGACCAGGAUCUGGACAGCCCCAGCGGCCCAGACCGGGACACAAUUACUACGAGUAUCAGAUUGGCGAGAUACCGCCACCGCAGUCGCAGCACUUCCAGCAGCCGCAGCAGCAGCAGUUCAACUAUCGUCCUGCCACUCAGUCACCGGGUGGAGGUCCAGGAUUAGGAGGAGGAGGAGGUGGAGGAGGAGUCGGAGGAGGAGGAGUAGUGGGCAAUGGUUUGGCCACCCUGGCCUCGCUGUAUGCACCACAAUUUACGAAUCUCCUCCUGGGGGGCGGUGGCUCCCCCUCCUCAUCCUCCCAGUCGGCCAGCCCAUUAGGCAGUCUCCUCGGCGCUUUCGCCGGGACACAAGGAGCAGGACACCAAAGUGGGGGUCAGGGCGGACGACCGCCCAACACACAACUCAUUAGGGCACUGGAGAACAUCGCUCGCAACGACGAUUUGCAGUGCGUGCCCAAGGUGCUCUGCCAGAUGAUUGCCGGUCAAACGUUACGUGGCCAAUUGCCCGGAUUCGUUACCUCCCCGGCCAUAACCAAUUUCCUCGCUGGAUUCCCUGUGGCAUCACCUGCCCUCAUUUAUGGAAGAGCUGCUCUUCUUGGGUUGAGUGGUGGAGAGCGGAGCUGCAUCCAGACCUACGAGAAAUGUCCUAAAAAUGAUAUGGAAAUCAUUCACUAUUUGAACAAUCACCGCGGCGGAUUCUUCAAGUUCUUCAGUGAGCCCGAGGAAACACCAGUGGCCUCGCAACAAGGAGAUGGCGGUACAGGAUCCCUGUUCAGCAUCCUUUCAGCCUUGACAGGCGGAGGAGGGGGAGGAGGCGGAAGUCAAAGUUACACCACUCCGAGACCUCCACCACGUCCCACCCAGCGACCCUCCACGGACAUUGCCAGUGGAAUCGGUAGCUUCUUCACCCAGGUGCUAUCUGAAUAUCUGAAUGGAGUGGAGUACCAACGAAGGAGGAGGAGAAGGAGUCUCAACCUGGAUGAUGACUUCCAUGACGAGGAGGACAACCUGGACACCCAAACCAGUCAGCUAGUGAAGUUUCAGGAUGAUGAGGAGGAGGAGGCGGCCAAGGCUCACACUGAACUCAUAGGUGUCCUGCAAUUUCCCGAAGAAGAAGGUGAAGGUCGGGUGAUAAACUUCAAGGACAUUCAAAGCGAGGAACAGCACGAGGAAGGAGCAGUCCGUUUUCCGGAUGCCACACCAGCGGAUGUUAUCCGGCUUUUUAAUCGCAAUGCGGCUCAACGAAAGCUGAGAUUUCCCCAGGAUCAGGAUGAACCAUCGGAAAAUGUGAGGAAAGCCAAGGAGUUAUCAUUCAUGGAGGGUUGGAAAGUCGUAUUGCCAAAUGGACUUUCCCAAUCUGAUUUGGGAGUGGAUAAGCGGAGGGGAAAACGGAUUGUGUUUAGGGAUACCAACGAACAUCUGGAUGAGCAGCGAUUGCAAGAGGAAAGGAUCAGGGAGGAGGAGCUGUUCAGAGAAGCGGAAUUGAGGGAAGAAAGGAUGUUAGAGGAGGAAAUCCGGGAACAAAAAGCUAGAGAGGAACUAUUCCGAGAAGAACAAAUCAGGGAGCAACAGCUCCGGGAAGAAGAACAAAUCAGGGAGCAACAACUCCGGGAAGAAGAACUACGAGAGAUCCAAGAAGAGCAGAUCCGAGAAGACAGAAUCCAAAGGGAACGACUCCAGAUCCAGCGCAUUCGAGAGGCACAGAAUAACCAACAGUCCUUUAAGGACGAAACCCCUCCUCCUCCAAAUGCCGUUUACGAAGAUGCAGCUCCUCCGCAACGAGGAGCCCGCGUCAUUUUCCCCGAUCACUACGAACAGCACAUUCGGAAGGGCAAGAUCCUCAAUAGACCCACCUACGCACCCACCUACGAGUACAAUGAGGUUGGACAGCCCAAGGAGGAUCGCCUGGUGGUGAGUGAUGAACACAGAGCCCAGAAUCACUACCGAUUGGAGGGCGGAUUCAAUUCCCUAAACCACGGCGAAUAUAUGCCCGGUAAUACGGUUCGUUUUGGAGAGACAACGAGUGAAAGACCCCACUAUAACUACCCGAAUGCAAACUACAUCAGUGAUAAUCGGUAUGGAAGCAGUCAAAAUCAAAAACCGCAUUACGAAGACGAUAAAAAUAUAUAUGUGACCAACUCGCAGGGAGUCAACGAGUACUACAUUCGUCCUGAUGGCGGUAAGGUCUAUCUAAAAACAGGUUAGGAUUAAGAACAUUGAAAUAGGUCAGUUUGUAUAGAUGCUUAAGAAAAUUAGUUUUUGCUUUGCUUUUAAAACAGAUUGGCUUUAAAUCCUACACCAUUCUUAUGGAAUUGUAAAUAAUAUUGAAAAAUCGAAUAAGCCUACUCUCCAAUGCAAUUCUUUCGCAUUUACAAAAAUGAAUAUCUGCAGUUUAAGUAGGCUAAGCAUCUUGUCUUCAAAUUUCUCAAUAUGUGUCUUUGAAAUAAUUUAUAAUUUGUAUUAGAAUUAAAUGCAAAAAUAAUUAAUCCUUGCAAAUUCAAACCUAUUAAGGGUUAACUACAAAGACCCGCACAGAGGCAGGCCACCACUUAGUCACAUAAGUCUGUAAAUAUUUAACGCUUUAAACAUAUAUUUAUUAAUAAAACACAAUUCAAUCAACCGAAAGUGUGCAAAAAGAUAAACUUUCUUCCUCGGCUUCCAUUGUUUCAACAAGUGAAACAAGCUGCCAGUGAAAUUGUCGCAUAAAUCUAGCGGCAAACGGCCUCAUCCAGGGAAUACGUUUGAAAAAUUAAAUGUGAUAAACCCGGACAAUAAUGGAAAUGCAAAAAUAAACAAAGAAAAAACACACGAAUAUUUUAGGUGAAAUACAAAAUACCCUCUGCUUAGUAUUCAAUUGAAUAGAAUCAAUGUCCAGU